Messenger RNA from Amphiprion ocellaris (clown anemonefish), 1161 nucleotides. RefSeq lists its product as uncharacterized. The transcript is spliced from 3 exons. The record is from RefSeq and is a predicted model, not a curated record. NCBI's taxonomy places the organism in Eukaryota, Metazoa, Chordata, Actinopteri, Pomacentridae. Bases 170 to 610 code for a protein of 146 amino acids.
UUAGGAAAUCCCAUAUUUCUCAAUCACUCUCUGCUUUCAUAACUUCUGCGCUCUGGACAAACUUCCUGAUUGACUCGUUGAACCGAAAGUACUUGUCGACAUUUCGUGCUCUCGUCUGCAGGUGACACACGGUUUAUGUGAGAUUGCUGUUGGUGACACGUGAGCAGACAUGCAGGUUGAAGAGCUGCUCCUUGACACCCUGGAAGAGCUGAUCGACGAAGACUUAAAAACGUUUCAGUUUUUCUGCACGAUCAAGAACUUGGACAGCUGUAAGCCAUUUCCUAAGGCACGUCUGGAGAAAGCGUCCCGGACAGUAACUGUGUCCAAGCUGACCGAGGCCUACAGUGAAGAGUUGGCUGUCAGCCUCACUGUUGAGAUCCUGAAGAAGAUGUACAAGAACAAUUUAGCAGAGGACUUAAAGAACAAGUAUGCUGCUGCACCCUCCACCUCCAGCUCUGCUCAGAGUCCUCCCACUGCUGCCGCUGCAGCUCCUGGAGCUCCUGGAGCCUCAAUGAUGGCUCAACAAGGUGCUGUGAUCUUCGCCCCGACGCUCACCAGCGGCACCACUGGAUCAUGGAAUGUAACCAUCCACCAACCAAAAAACAACUAGAACAGAAAACACAUUAUAUGUUCUAAGUUGUUUUUUUGUUUUUUUACAAAAUACAAAUACAUGAUCCAGGUAUCAGGGAAACCUUUAAAUCCACAUGUGGGAGACCUUUAGAUCUUUUUUGGUAACAUUUUACAUUUUAGUUCCACUGUUUAGGUACAGUAAGCGUGGUACAGAUAUUUGAUAAAUGCUUUACAACACAUUAUAAUGUAUUUAUUAGCAGACAUGAGGGCAUUUUAAAUAUGUUUUUACUGUACAGAAUUUGCUAUAAUGUCUCCCAUGAAGAUAUGGUUUACAUUAUUACUGGAACUGCUUUACUGUAUUUUCUGUUCAAACAAUGGCCUUCACCGUUAGCUGACACACUGGAAAAAGGUUGUGAGGACAUCAGCAUUAAAAGCAUUUAUUCAGUAUUUACAUAAUACUUGCUGCAUGCUAAAUAAAGGAACUUAAUGUAAAGUAUUGCCAGUUUUUGUAUUUAACCUCGUCCACCUUGCUGACAUCUGUCAGUGGACAAGUUAAAUCUGUUUGAUUUUUAAUAAAACACAUGUAGCAUC